Rosa rugosa (rugosa rose) is the source of this 1099-nucleotide messenger RNA. Its product is annotated as ER lumen protein-retaining receptor B-like. Lineage: Eukaryota; Viridiplantae; Streptophyta; Magnoliopsida; Rosales; Rosaceae. The transcript is spliced from 6 exons. Gene Ontology annotation, molecular function: ER lumen protein retrieval receptor activity. Gene Ontology annotation, biological process: protein retention in ER lumen; endoplasmic reticulum to Golgi vesicle-mediated transport. The coding region runs from base 94 to 741 and encodes 215 amino acids. The record is from RefSeq and is a predicted model, not a curated record. Gene Ontology annotation, cellular component: membrane; endoplasmic reticulum; cis-Golgi network.
GUUGGAAACACUUGUACACAAGCAAACCAAAACCAACAAGGAAGAGGAAGAAGAAGAAGAAGAAGCAAGCAAGCAACUGUGAAAAAGGGAAACAUGAAUCUGUUUAGGUUGGCAGGAGACAUGACCCACCUCCUGAGCAUACUGGUUCUGUUCCUUAAGAUUCACACCACCAAAUCUUGUGCAGGGAUUUCCCUCAAAACUCAAGAACUGUAUGUGUUGGUGUUUCUCACCCGGUACAUGGACUUGAUUGUGAAGUAUUACUCUUUGUAUAACACAUUAACCAAGCUCAUCUUCAUCGGAACUUCUUUCGCCACGGCCUGGUACAUGAGGUACCAUAAAGUAGUGAAGCAAACAUACAACAAGGAUCAAGAUACUUUCAGACACUACUAUCUGAUCCUUGUUUGCUUUGUGUUGGCUCUUCUGAUUCCCCAUGAUUUUACUGUAAUUCAAGUCUUGUGGACAUUUUCAAUAUACCUUGAAGCUGUUGCAAUCUUACCGCAAUUGGUACUACUUCAACGUUCAAGAAACAUUGACAACCUAACUGGAAACUACGUUUUUCUUCUUGGUACUUAUCGAGCCCUAUAUCUUCUCAACUGGAUCUAUCGUUUCUUCACAGAGUUGCACAGAGUUCGCUGGAUACCUUGGAUCUCAGGCCUAGUUCAGACUGCUCUUUAUGCCGACUUUUUCUACUAUUAUAUCAAGAGCUGGAAGAAGGAUGAAGAGCUUAAGCUUCCUGCUUGAAAUGUAUCAUUGUGAAUUUGUAAUUUUACUGACAGAAGAGUAAUGCAUACCACUAUUGCAGAGUGUUAGAAAAUCUUCUUCUUCUUCCAUUUAUCCUUGUCAUGAGCUUCUGUCUUCUGGUCGGCAUGCAUAGGAUAAUGAUAGUAAUAUGAAUCAUGAUGACAGUACUUACCGGUCCUGGAAAUGGUGAAGCAGUCCUACAGCAUUUCUGGAUUCUGGAUAGAUAAUAGGAAACUCUUUUCAGGACUGUCAUAGUAUAGCUUUCAAAAUCAGCCUAGGGAGAUAUUGGUGUUGUUAAGAUCUAACUAUCAUGGUUAAUUGGUUUCCUUUAUAAGACUUCUUUGUCUUUUUUAUCUCA